AUGUGGCACCUGUGGCCAGUGCUCAGCAUCUUGCUGAGACUUUGUGCAGGCAAUGGCGGGGAAUUUGAUUGUGGAGAUGAACCGUAUCUGAUGCUGGAGGAGGUCUUGCACAACAACCUGGGAAACCAUGGACCACACCACGGUGAAGAAGGCAUUGUCUACCAAGCGAUUGAGUACUACAAGAACAUGCACCGUAUCGUCCACGUAAACGUGCAUGCUGUCACAGACUACCAGCCCUGGGAUGCCUUCGCCAACGGCCUCAAUGGGCGCUUCGGGGUCUUCACGCAGGAAGCAGGGCAUAGCGUGGAUGUCAUCUUCAGCUUUACCACUGUGGACAAGAAACCUGUAGAACUCAGAACUUUCACCGUCAGCUUCUAUGACAUGGACAGGGACAAAAAUCCCGGAGAAGGUGUGGAAAUGGUGAUCCCAAAGCAACCCUAUACCAUGGUCUAUUUGAGCAACACCACCCAAGUCAAGAAGGUGCGUCAAGCGGAUGGCACCGAAGUCUACGAAGGGACGCAGAUGGGCAUCUACGACGACAACCCGGUCAAGGUGGUGCAUGAGAAGCAAGUGGAUGAAGAUAGGUGUGUGGCCUUUGAGUUCAAAAACGUGAAAGAGGUGCACAUGCAGUUCAAGUCCACUCCGGGAAGCUCAGCACGGACCACACAAUUCGCGUGCCUGAACUCCUUCGUUUGCAAAGUGCGACCUGACAGUCAAACUGCCUGGCACAAGGACAACAAUGGGGAAGUGGAGGUUGGGCCGCAAGAUUCUGACAAGGCGCCCAUUCGCGCACGCACGGAUCUACUCUUUGAGUACACCUUCCCCAAGCACUUGUUUCUGGGAGACGACCUCACUUUCAAAGCCACGCGUGUGGAUGGACGGCCGCUGCCAAGCUGGUUGAAUUUCAACCAAAAGACGUUGACGCUUUCGGGCACGCCUUCGUUGCAUGAUCGCGGCAUCCUGAACAUCAAGGUCCGCAGCGAAGACCCUGCAGGGGUGGAGGCGAGCACCACCUUAACGUUGGACAUCGGCGGUGGUCCAGCUCUCACCAAGCCUAUCCCUACGCAACGUGUGAAGCCCGGCGCGAACUUUGUGUACACCUUGCCCAAGGGCAUGUUCAUCGACACCAUGGACGGAGAGAAGUUGGUUUUCAAGGCCUCGGGCAAGGGGGGCGCGGCGCUUCCCAAGUGGCUGCACUUCGAUGAGUCUCACGGGCGUUUCUAUGGCCUGCCGCCCCAAGAUGCUCACGGUGUCUUGGAGGUGUGGCUCACGGCCAUUGAUUCCCAACAUUUCUCCGUCACCGACAAGUUCGACAUGAUCAUCGGUCAUGGAAGUGGCAAGUUGAAGUAUGGCGCAGAUAACGCACCGCCGUUGGUGGCGAAACAUUUGCGCAAACAGCGCAUUGCAGCGGGACAGGCGUUCAGAUACCAGGUACCAUCGAACAUCUUUGUGGAUUCGGAAUCUUCUCGCCGGGGACACCGAUCUCCACCAUGCCACGGGCUGCUCCUAUGCUCCAGCGGCUCCAGACGCCAUGGAGUUGUGAUGGCUGGUAGCCGUGCAGUGCAAGAGAAUGAGGUCUCCAAGCCCCCUUCUGCGGAAGCGCCAUCUGCGCCGCCCCUGCCCUUCUUUGUACAGCGAACGGGACCCGCGGUGGUGGAUGAAGAGUCCAGUGGCGACGAGGUCUGCUACGAUGCUCCUCUCUUGGCACCGCGGCAGAGUGUCGACGUCAUCGACAUCGCCGACGCCUCGGCCGCCGUUGCGGACCGUGGGGCGCUUGCGCGGGCCAAGAUGCAGACGUUGGGAUGUGCCAAGAAGGACCGCAAGGCCUCUGAUGAAGACAAGAAAGGUGCCAAGCAGAUCACCAGCACUGCAGUUAGAGAUCGCCCAGAGCCACCUCCGGAGGACCUGGACAGCGAGUUUGAGCGCGACGACGCGUCGGAGCCUUCGGAGCCUUCGGAGCGUCGGCCGUGGUCCACGGCGACGAGUUCGACGGCGAGGUCCUCGACGACGUGGUGGGCCCAAUUUUUCCACAUGAAACACGGUUUUGGCCUUGGUGUGGCUUCUCUAAAGGUGUCCCUGGCUCGCCUGGACCUGUCCGACACGGAUCUCCCAUCCUUGACAGCUGCGCUGGAGAAACUGCUGCAGCACUUACGGGACGAGGAGGCUGACAGUGAGCAGCGCCACCGAGCCCCCGUGCGACUGCUGCUGGAGCUGGACUUGUCCGACAACGGCAUUUCUGAUGUCGGAGCGGUGUGGCUUUUCAGUUGGCUGAUGCAGCGCCCUGGCGAAGUGCGUUGUCGCGUUCUUCGGAUGGCGCGGAACCGUUUGAGCGACACGUCCUUAGAGUGGCUUUCAGCCUUGGUUUGUCAACAACAUUCAGCCAUCGAAGAACUUCAUUUGGCGGAGAAUACCAUCUCUGCAACAGGUGCUGCUUAUUUGCUGCUGGCCUUUGCUUUGCACCCCUUCGAGGCCUAUCCCUUCCUGGAUCCCAAAGGCCUCUUCGCUCCCGCCAACGUCACCUUGGAUCGGAAUCCCAUUGAGGAGCCUGGAUUGCUGGCCCGACUCCGAUUGCGCUCCAAUUUGCGUGCUGCUUGUAAAGACGGAAAUCUCAGGACUUCCAACUUUAACUCAACGCCUCAUGUACAGCUGGGCGCGACCUUCCCGGAUGGCGCGAACCGGUCCUCCACCGUGUUACCGUUGGCUCUGGAGAAGGUCUGCGCUGGUGGCUCCUGGCCCUCUCUCCCGCAGCUUCCGAAACCGCAGGUGAAGGAAACUUCCGGAGAUGCCGAAGCCUUCAACCGAAGCAUGGCUGAGAUGGAGAUCGAAUUUCUCCUGUGGGUUGAUAUUUGGGACGGAUACGCUCCCCGGGGGAAGACCUUCCGUCGAGAGCUGUUAGUGGAUGAUGAGGAAGGUGCUGGUCUGGAGCUGGAAACGGUAAGCGAUGGUUUGCGGAUUUGCGAAAUCAUGGAGAUCCCUGGACAACCGGGCCUUCGGCUGGGCGACGUUAUUGUGGCUAUCGAUGGUUUACCCCUUUGGUGGCACGCGUGUCAACGCGACCAAGUGGAAAUCGAUGAGGACGACGAUGCCCCAUCCGCACGCUUCCGCGCGCGCUUUCGCCGCGGCACGCGAAUGGAUAUCCUGCGCAGUGAGGCACCGCAACCAGCCAGCGCAACCAGAGAUUCCGUAGCUGCCCGGAGCCGCAAACGCUUCGCGUGUCCUGUGUGUUGGGACACCUUUGAUCUCUGGACCGAUUGCCUCGAACAUCUGCGGGAGUUUGGACACGAGCCGCAAGUCCCCACGACUUCCAGCAAGAAGCUGGAGGAUGCCGCCGGGAGCUUGCGUCGGUGGAUGGCGACCUGCAUGGCAGCAGCGCGGGGAGAACUUCCCGCGAAGCAGAACCAGAACGGUGUCAGCGCAGAGAAGUGGAUGGCAGUGGAGGAGGAGAAGGCCGAAACCCUGUUGCUCCCGGCCUCCAUUGGGGUCCUCGGUGAACGCAGCAGGAUGGUUGUUGAAGCUCUGGCAGAAGAAGCGUCACGUUUCGGCUUUGAACAAGGAUGCACCGUUUGGACCUUACCCAACGGCUUGUGGGCGCAAUGCCCCGGGAAUGAGGCCUCGGUGGCGGCGAUCGCCGAGCAGCUCCUACAAAUCAUGCAUUUCUACUUGCCGGAUGUGGAUGACAAGGAGACGCUGGGCGAAGAAGACGAGGAACUGGCAGAGUGGACGGCUUGGCUGGAGCAGAUGUUGCAACAGCAGGCUGAAGAGACGCGCCGGCCGCGAAGUCAGCCCACAACUGGCCCUGUUUCAUCGCGCUUCAGCGCGGUGCAGGCUCCUGCCGGCCCUCCCCGGCUGCUGCUGCUGUGCGGACUGCCGGGCAGUGGCAAGAGCAGUUUGGCGCGCAGCUUCGCGGCCAGUCCCCAGUGGUGUGUGGUGAACCAAGACAGCCUGGGCUCGCGGCAAGCGUGCAUGAAAGUGGCUCGUCACGCCCUGGCCAGCGACCGCAGCGUAGUGAUCGAUCGCUGCAACGUGACACGUGGUCAGCGUGCUAUUUGGACACUCAUGGCUUCCGAAUUCCACCUCGCGCCGUCCCAAGUGGGAUGUGUUUGGCUGGAUGUCAGCGCGGAGGACUGCGGCCAGCGCGUGCUGCAGCGCUUCGGGCAUCGGACGUUGCCGCCACGCAACGCCUCGCUGAAAGUCAUCCGUGGCUUUGCUCGGCAGUGGCAGGCGCCCGAUUGUGCCGAGGGCUUCGGGCAGCUCUGGCGCUUGGCCUCGGAGGCGGAGCAGGAGAUGUUUCUGGCCGACUUCGGCCUCACACGCUGUGAGUUGCCGAAGUCGCCGAACAUUGCGAAGCUGCCGCAGCUGCCGCAGGCUGAGGCUGCGCCGAAGAUGUCGCCUGCGGCGUUGCCGCCUGAGCAAAAGGAGAAGGCUUCGGCGGUGCCACCGACACCGCCGACGCAAACGCCUGCCCCGCCUGCGCCGACAAUGCCAGUGCCAGCGCGAAAAGAGAAGGUGGGAAGCAACAAGAUCUUGCCGAAUGGUCCAGCCGGUCCACCCGUCACAGAGGAGCCAGUUCCACCAGUUCCACCGGUGCCACCGGUGCCGGAGCCGGAGACGUCGGCGACCUGGAGCUGCGGCUGUGGAGAGAUCAACAAACGGCGGAGAGACGUGUGCAACAACUGCGGAGCUGCGCAGCCAAGGAAAGAUGUGACCGUGCUUGAUGCCAAACCCGUGACCCCUGUGCCAAACGGUCGCUCCGGUGAGUCUAGCGACACCAAUGCCAGCUCCAGAGGAGACAACCUCAGGCGUAGGCCUAGGCACGGCCGACUUUUGGCGACUGCCGAUGCCCGAGUUCGACGACCUGAGCCCUCCAAAAUGACGGGCAAAGCGCUGCGCUACGGGCCGUGGGGGGUCGUGGAGGAGGAUCGUACCUUGCACUUCACUGCCUCCCUACCCGACGGCAACAAGUUGCCACCCUGGCUGAUCUUCGAUGAAAAGUCGCGUACCUUCCACGGAACGCCCAGCAAAGGAGAUGGUGGCGUGUUGGCCGUGAGGAUCACAGGGCAUGACAGCAAGGGCAAGAGCGUCAGCGAGAGCUUCCUGUUGAACGUCACGGGAGGUAUACAACCCAAGGCUGGAGGACCUAUGCUCCCUCUGCACCACUUUGAAAAUGCGCCCAAGGCGGCCAUUGGCCGGAAUUUCUACUACAAGGUUCCCCCCGGGACCUUCGGCCACGCCGACGGCACCACGGGGCCCAUCUCCUACUUGGCGCAGCGGGGGGAUGGACGACCAUUGCCUGAGUGGUUGCAUUUCAACCGAGCCACGGGCACCUUUAGUGGCAUGCCACGUGCCACGGACACAGGUCCCUUGACAGUGGAAGUCUUCGCGCGCGACCAAAAGGGCUCCUUGACCAGCGACAGCUUCGUGGUGGACGUUGUUUCCAGCGACUUGGAAUCUGUGGUGCUGCGUGAUGCUGUGAUGCACACCAGGCCUGGCUCCCACAACUUUUGGAUCAUGAUGAUGUGCGUCUCGCUCGUAUUCUUCGCCGUGGUGGUCUUACUGGUGGCCGUGGGCGUCUUUGGCUUCAAGGUCAGUAUCAAGCAACGCUUCAUGCGAGAAAAGAAGGACCAGGUGCCCGGGGCGACUUAUGUUGUGAAACACGUUGGUUGGUAA
This is a messenger RNA of Cladocopium goreaui, 5667 nucleotides long. The record is from the annotation of a GenBank genome assembly. Lineage: Eukaryota; Dinophyceae; Suessiales; Symbiodiniaceae.